This is a messenger RNA of Phyllopteryx taeniolatus (common seadragon), 2214 nucleotides long. It is a transcript of the gene mcidas, whose product is annotated as multiciliate differentiation and DNA synthesis associated cell cycle protein. Gene Ontology annotation, cellular component: nucleus. Gene Ontology annotation, biological process: negative regulation of DNA replication; negative regulation of cell cycle. NCBI's taxonomy places the organism in Eukaryota, Metazoa, Chordata, Actinopteri, Syngnathiformes, Syngnathidae. The record is from RefSeq and is a predicted model, not a curated record. The transcript is spliced from 7 exons. Bases 732 to 1805 code for a protein of 357 amino acids.
AUCAGAAAACACACUUUUAAAGCAGAUGAAACCUAUCCAGAAGUGGCGAAACGUCGUAAAUCUUCGCGAUAAAAGACACAAAUACUUAAAUGGAAUGAUUAUUGUGUUCCCAUGCAUUGUCAUUUGGCGUUGUAUUCUUCCACGAUGACCUGUGCGCCCACGGAGGCUCUUUAUCUCGCUAAUCCAUAACACGUGGCAGCUCGACCCGCUGACACAGGUGCAUUCAGCGUGAAGGACUUCUCCUUUUUGUUUGUUUCCCCGUGGAAAGGCAUUUGUCACGAGUGUGUUUGCAGCGCUGUCGUCUUUAAUUGCCCUUUUCCUUUUCCACUUCUACUGGCCUUGAACUCCUCUUCUGCUCUUAAACGCGUAAAAAAAAAAACCCAAAAAAACAAAACAAAACAAAAACAAAAACGAACGGGACAUAAGUGCAGCAGCACCAAAUAUCGAGGAUAAUCAUGCUAAAUUUGGUUGUUUGGUUUGCACCACGACCAAGUGAAUAGUCUGCCUGAUGAGCUCUAUAAAUGACAAUAAAAGGAUACUUAUGUGGCGUUGCGUUUGGCACUAAGUGGAGGAGGUGGGCCGGGCUGACUCAACUUCUCACUCCAGCCCAGAAAGACCGUUAGUCCCCUUGCAGCUCAAUCUCCGAGGACGCAAUUUGGUGCCUGGAGACCGAGGCGAAUGCGUCCAUUUGAUUGGGCGAGCAACAUGAAGCGGCGCCACGGACCGGGAGAAUGUGGCCUUUAUAUGAGCCCCAAAUGGCUGCAAACACAAGCGGAGGGAUGAAGACGCACGCCGAGAGAAGAAGCGUCUGCGGUGCCGUGCGUCGCACUGGCGUCCCACAUCCUGUCGAAAAGGAUAAAGCGCCCAGAAGCAGCAGCCCACUCACGGUUUAUGUGGCGCUGCCCUGCAACAUUGAGCAAGGUUGGCAAGCCUUUCCAACAAUUGCAUGGGACGAUUUAGAAGACUGCGCCACAAGAGAGAGCGACUCACUCGGCUCACAGGUGAAUGAAUCUGAUGGAGAUGAGCGAGACUUUGGGGAUUUUGCACUGGAUUUUAUGGCGGAUUCUUCGGUCAAUCUGGAGAGCAGCCUGUCCCCUGCAGAGCUGGUCCCCUUUCAGGGCUGCGUCAUACCCCCCCUCACCCCUCAGCAUGUCUUCUCUCCAGAGGACGGCCUCACGCUUCCCAAUUCUUCCUGCGCACAUGCCCAGGAUGGUGCGCUUUGGACGGGCAUCAGCAUGUGUCAAGCCAGGAUGGAAUGUGCUAUGGAAGUUAAUCACGAGCAGGUGCCCAACACUUUGCACAGAAGACAAAGUGACCCAUCUGAAGAGAGGAACCUUCACCUGAGGCAGCUCGCGUGCCGAGCAAAGCUUCUGGCCUCUGUCCUGGAGAAACUAAUGGCAGUCAGAGAGCCAGAAAUCAACGAACCGGCGAGGCCUCGCGAAGGUCAAUCCACGAGCCCCUGCAAGAGGCAGCGACUGAAUGACAGAUGCGAGUCCUCCGACUCCGUGGAGGAGAUGCUGAGAGACGUCAGCACGCGCUGCAAUGCCGUGCUGCACGCCACAACCGGCGGGAGGGCGCCACCACAGGAUUCGGACACUGUCCCCAUGUAUGGGUCAUUCCCGGGCCUGCAGACCUCCAUAUGCAAGGAAAGAAGCAGCGAGGUGGAAGAGGACAUGUUGUCUUUCCGCACGUCUUUGAGAGAGCACAGCAGUAUAAGGACACGUGUGUUCCCUCAAGGCCGGGCCUUCACCUCGGGCACCCGACAAGGAGGAUACCGCUUCCGCUGGGUUCCCAACCACAGUUGAAAGCGCCAAAAAAAAAAAAAAAGAAAAGCACAACUGUAAAGGAAGUGUGGGUGGGCAAAUAACGUUAAUGCUUAACUUUUAAUCUCCAGUGAUAUCGGUAAAUGAUUACAUGAUGUCUUCCUCAGGUAGCUUGAAAACUAAUCACUCACAGGACAUAACACUGCCUUAGCAUUUGUUUACAUUGUGAUGCUGUUUACAUACUUCCAAUUGUAAUUAUCUCAAGUCAUUUUGUCAACAUUUGCAUUGCUUUUUUGUUAUUUUGCAUUGCUUUUUUUGUUAUUUUGUGGUUCGGAGAAUCCACUUGAACGCCGGAUGGGAUUUUAUUGUGAAACAAGGGACUUAGGAAAUGUAAAUAAAUGAUUUGUGUGCUAACUUUGCCUGUUUGAGCAGUAAUACAAAUGUAACCUGG